UCCCUUGUCACCACGUCAGGCUCAGGCCGCUCAGCCAUCAUUCAGUGGCGACCACGGAUGUGGAACCUUUGCUGGCAACUGAGGAGUGACGGUGAAAUGACGUCGAAAAGGAUAUACCUUUCUGGUGCCGAGAAAAGAAAGAGAAGAAAACUGAAGAUACAUGCUCAUAGAACAAAGGACGCGGCCAGGGUGCGGGUGACAGUGUUCUACGAGGCGCUAUGUCCUGACAGCAGAAACUUCAUCGUGCACCAGCUGUAUCCGGUGUGGCAAGACCUUGGGAACAUCAUGAACUUGGACCUGCAUGCUUUCGGCAAGGCCAGGGAGACAGACGCAGGCGGGUUCACUUGUCAACACGGGGAGAAGGAGUGCGAGGCAAACCUGAUGCUGACCUGCGCCCAGAGUGUCGUCAGGGAUCCUCAGGCACUGAUGAAGUUCAUCCACUGUGUCAUGCAAAGAUACGAAGGCGUCGACGGAGGCUUGCUGUGUGCCAACGAUUCUGGCGUGGAUUACUCUGAGGUGAGGGAGUGCAUGAGCUCCGGGGCGGGAGUGAGGCUGCAGCACGACAUAGGCGAGAAGCAGGCCCAGCUCAACCCACGCCUCACCUACGUGCCCUGGAUACUCCUAAAUAACGUGUUCACGGCGAAGACACUGUCGCUGGCACAGGACGACCUCAGGCGGGUGGUGUGUAACGCCUACAGAGGGCCGACACCCGAGGCAUGCGAGGAGUGACGCGCCUCGACUCUUGCAACCAUCCGUGCACCAUUACGAGACGAGACAUAAGAGGCAGUGAAGGAGGGAAGGAAAGAGUGAAGUUAACUAUUGGACCAUUGUAUUGAAAACUUAACGAGAGAGAGAGAGAGAGAGAGA
Scylla paramamosain (green mud crab) is the source of this 867-nucleotide messenger RNA. RefSeq names its product gamma-interferon-inducible lysosomal thiol reductase-like. Gene Ontology annotation, molecular function: oxidoreductase activity, acting on a sulfur group of donors, disulfide as acceptor. Lineage: Eukaryota; Metazoa; Arthropoda; Malacostraca; Decapoda; Portunidae. The transcript is spliced from 5 exons. The record is from RefSeq and is a predicted model, not a curated record. Bases 58 to 729 code for a protein of 223 amino acids.